AAUUUAUUAAUUAAAAGAAUAUUUUUAUAGAAAUAUAGAUUAUAAUAUGAAAAUUAAAAGUAAUAAAAAGUCGUUAGAAGAUUUCUAUGAAAAACGACAAAGUUUACCAAGUAAAUGGUUACAAACAGAUAUUUUUGGUACAAUUUAUAGGGAUUAUGCCUAUUCAUGUAAUGAUCCUCGGUUUUAUAAAUCACCAUUGGAAUAUGAUUUUUUGAAAGACACAAUAAAUUCAUGUAUGAAAUUCUCAUUUACAGACGAUGAUUUGGAAAUUGAUGAAGAUUUAAUAUUAAAAGAAGAAUAUUUUGAUUCUACAGUUAAAAAUAGAGAAAUUAAUGAUAUGGAAUCAUAUAAAGUUUUGGAAGAAUCGGAGGAUGAAAUAUAUGGCAAAGCAGUUGCUUUGUUUGAUUUUAUACCUGAGCAUGAAAAUGAAUUUGCAUUAGUAAGAGGACAAAAGAUAUGGAUUUCAUAUAGACAUGAACAAGGAUGGCUAGUUGCGGUUGAUCCAGAAACAGGAGAUGCGGGCCUUGUUCCUGAAGAAUAUGUGCAAAUGUAUAAUUUUGACGAUGUUUUUACUGAUAAUAAAAAACAAUAUAUACCUAUUAAACAAAGUGAAGAAACUAUUAUAGAAAAUGAUGUUCAAAAAGAUAAAAUAAAUGAUAAUUAUGAUUCUAAUAGAAAUUCGGAUAUGCAAGAUGUUAUAAAGAAUGAAACAUAUUCAUUAGACGAACAAUACUCUCGUUUAACUUUAUACGAUAAAAACAAUUAAUAUUAUAUUAUCUAUUUUAUUUAUAUUACGGUACUUUUCUAUUA
Molecule: messenger RNA, 810 nt
Organism: Pneumocystis carinii B80
Lineage: Eukaryota; Fungi; Ascomycota; Pneumocystomycetes; Pneumocystales; Pneumocystaceae
Exons: 2
Coding region: 47-766 (239 amino acids)
Molecular function (GO): protein binding
Source: RefSeq, a predicted model, not a curated record